AGAACAAAAGAUGGGGAAUAAGGAUAAGACAGUCAAUCUUUGGCAUCAUAAUUGUACAGGAAACAAAGGAGACCUGCCAAUCAGAAAGCCAUCCAUUUCUCGUUAACCCAAGGCCAAGCUCUAGAACCAAGAAGACAGCUGAAGAUGGUCCAAGAUGGUGGGAGGCACUAAGCUACUGUCUUCCUGUGACAAUUCAGACAUGGCAGAACUUUUUAUGGAAUGUGAAGAAGAAGAGCUAGAGCCUUGGCAGAAGAAAAUUAAAGAAGUUGAGGAUGAUGAUGAUGAUGAACCAAUCUUUGUUGGAGAGAUAGCAAGUUCAAAACCAACAAUUUCAAAUAUUUUGAACAGAGUCAACCCCAGCUCAUAUUCAAGGGGAAUAAAGAAUGGCGCACUCAGUCGAGGUAUUACUGCUGCAUUCAAGCCUACAAGUCAACACUACACGAACCCAACAUCAAAUCCAGUUGCUGCCUCGCCAGUAAAUUUUCAUCCUGAGUCUAGAUCUUCAGAUAGCUCUGUUAUUGUUCAGCCUUUUUCUAAACCUGGCUAUUUAACAAAGUCAUCCCGAGUUGUAUCUAGUAAUUCUUCAGAGUUACUGUUUGACUUGACCCAGGAUACAGAAUUACCACAGUACCAAGGGAUACCAACAAUUUCUGUAGCAGGUAUGAAUGAAAAUUUGUUUUUAUCAAAACGUCCUUCUGCUUCUGAAGUGAACAGUGUAAAUCCAAAAAAGCCCAAGCCCGGCGAAAAUGUUUCUGUAACAGAUUCCUCAGCCGUGUUCCCUGUAGUUAAAUCUCCUUCAUUGAUGUCUCCCCAAGGUAUGCCAUCACAAGGUGAAAAUACUUCAUCAAAUCAAUCUAAAGAUGGAACACCUUUUCCACGAGCUUGUCCAAAAUGCAAUAUUCAUUUCAAUCUUCUGGAUCCUAUGAAAAAUCAUAUGCAGUAUUGUUGUCCAGACAUGAUAAACGACUUUUUGGGACCAGAUAAAACAGAAAACUCAAAUACAGCAAACAAAAAUAUGACUAUUGAUUCAGAGAAAGGAAAAUUGAUCAUGUUAGUUAAUGACUUUUAUUAUGGAAAACAUGAAGGAGAUAUCCAGGAAGAACAGAAGACUCAUACAACCUUUAAAUGCUUCAGUUGCUUGAAAGUUCUCAAAAAUAAUAUUAGGUUUAUGAACCACAUGAAACACCACUUGGAACUUGAGAAGCAGAGUAGUGAGAGCUGGGAAAACCACACCACCUGCCAGCACUGCUACCGGCAGUUUCCCACACCCUUUCAACUGCAGUGCCACAUCGAGAGUACACACACUCCUCAUGACUUUUCUACCAUUUGUAAAAUCUGUGAAUUAUCAUUUGAAACAGAACAUGUUCUUUUACAACACAUGAAGGACAAUCAUAAACCCGGUGAGAUGCCAUAUAUCUGCCAGGUUUGCAAUUACAGAUCAUCAUUAUUUUCUGAUGUAGAAACUCAUUUUCGAACAUCUCAUGAAAACACUAAGAAUUUACUUUGUCCAUUUUGCCUGAAAGUUAUUAAAAUUGCAACACCCUAUAUGCAUCAUUAUAUGAAGCAUCAGAAAAAAGGAAUACACCGUUGUACAAAAUGCAGACUGCAAUUUUUGACAUGCAAGGAGAAAAUAGAUCACAAGACUCAGCAUCAUCGAACAUUUAUAAAACCUAAGCAACUGGAAGGAUUGCCUCCUGGAACAAAAGUUACUAUUCGAGCUUCAGUUGCACCCCUUCAGUCAGGACCUUCAACCACACCUUCCAUAAGUGCGAGUAGUUCCACCCUUCAACUCUCUCCUCCAAGGACUGAAAAUACACCUGCUAAAUCCCCCACAAAACUGAGUACAAGUAAACCUGAUACAACCAAAUCUGAUGCAAGUAAACCUAAUGGAAGUAAAUCCAAAUGCAAAUCAAAAGUCUCUAAUAUACAAAAGAAACAAAGCACAUUGGUUAAUAGCAAUAAAAAAAGUAAAGUCAAUACAUCAUUGAGGAACUUAAGGUGUAGUCGGGGCGUUCACAAGUGCAUUGAAUGUUCUUCUGAAAUAAAAGAUUUUGCAAACCAUUUUCCUACGUAUGUCCACUGUGGUUUUUGCAGAUACAACACUAGCUGUAGCAAAGCCUAUGUAAAUCAUAUGAUGAGAUUCAUUUCUGUAUUGCUAUUAACUUUGUGGAUCUCUAAUAGGAAGAAGAAAGCUUUCAUAGUAAUCGUCCAAGUAAAAGGUUUUGUAUAUUUAAGAAGCAUUCAGAAAAUCUCAGAUAAUAUGGCUACACACUUAAGUCAACACGAAACUCAUACUUGUCAAGUUGUAUUGGAGAAAGUUUCUGUUUGUAUCCCAACUUCUGAACAUCUUUCUGAAUUAAAACGUGGAGCGCCUACUAAGGAACGAGAGCCUAUGUCUAAGGAAAUUGCAAGAUAUACUGUGGCUGAAAGAGAAACAGAAACAGCAAGUUCUGAAAGUAAGCAAGAUGAACAAGAAAAAAAUGAAUGUGAUGCAGAUUUAUCUGAAGGUUUAUCAACAACAAAAAAAGAAGAAAACAUAACAGAUGGAGAAAAUGAUGCCUGUCUUGCAGACCAGGAAAGUAAUUCAAGGAAAGUCUUGAGUCAUGAUUCAGACACUGGUGCAGAUAAAAUGGAAAAGGAGAAACAAAUGCAGCACAAUUUUCAGGAAAAGGAACUGAAGAUGGGCCAAAGUUCAGAAAAUAUAAUUUCAUGUGAUCAGAUUAAAGAUAACUCCAGUGGAGCCAGGUUUUCCUCAAGGAAUGUUAAGAAUUUGCAGUUAACAUCAGGUGAUGUGAGCAUUGAUCAGUUUUUAAGGAAAAGAGAUGAACCUGAAUGUGUCAGUUCCGAUGUUAGUGAGCAAGGCAGUGUUCACUUGGAACCUUUGACACCAUCAGAGGUGCUGGAGUAUGAAGCCACAGAGAUUUUUCAGAAAGGCAGUGGUGAUCCCUCAGCCAAGAGUGAUGACAUUGUGUCUGACCAUGCAGACAACAUUCCCAGAGAAGUUAGUCCUAGCACACCAGACAAUACGGUAGACCUAGCAGAAAGAAGCUGAAAUUAUUUAGUCAUUCUUAAUUUUAGUGUACCCACAUCAAAAAGCAUUUGGCACAGUGCUGCCCAGUGAGCUCAGUAGUGAUGUGGUAAAAUUCAGAAGCACAAAGAUGUGAGGGAGGUCAUUCACACACUUCACCAGUGUGUUCAGUCUGCUACUAAACAAGUCAACUUGCCAAGAAUAGCAUGAUUCAGGUGGAUUUCAAACUUUUCAAAACUAACAAUUUUAAUGAAAGCUAAUUUACCAGAAGGUCUCAUUUAGCACUUUUUGAAGAAAUGGAAUAGAGUUGCCGACAAGAGUUGAUUUUAAGAAUAGUAAUUACACUAAUAUUAGUCAAACUUACCUCAGACCUAAGCAUAAAAUCUUUAUUACCUAUAUAUUUUCAGUUACAGGAAAAGACUUAAAAACUACGCAUCCUUUGAGAAUGAUUGAUUUAAAAUAAUGGCUGAUUGGCAUUGUUAAUGACAGCUUUAUUUUGCAUCUGAUGCUGGUCAGUGAAGCAUGCUUAGAGUGCUAAAUUGACCUAAUGAGAAUUUUGAAUUUAAUAACAUUCCAAUCUGUCAGACGCAUGUAAACAGAAUAUUUGAAUCUGUGUACCUCCAUACAAGUGUUAGCCAGACAGUCUUUGUAAGCUUACCUUUAAUUAAACUUUCAGUGAAAGUGUAACUAUUAAAAUAUAAAUUUAUAUUUGUGCAUUUAGUCAAUGUGUAAGCUAUGCUGAAAAUCCUUAAUGUACUAGUUGUAUAAAAUAGAAAUCCAUGUUGAAACUCCUGUAGCACUAAUACAGUUUUAAUGAUCUCCUUUAGAUAUAGACCCAUAAAAAUGGUCUGGAAACCAAACCAAAGUGUGGUAGAAUGUAGAUAAUAUAAAGCACUUAACUGAAAACAUGUUCUGGCAUGGAUUCAGCUAUGUUUAAGUGACUUCUCUCUAAUUGUAAAAUAGAAACUUCAACUGGGACCUAAAGCAGUAAACAAUUUGUUUUGAGAAUUUAGCCUAAUUUAUCCCUCAGUUGGCUAGUAAGUUGGUAUCUCUUUUUUUUUUUAUCAUCUAGAAGGCAUUAAGUAUAGAAAUGAAUAAUAUGAAGAACAAUAGUUUGCUUUGGAGCUCUAAUAAAGUUUUAUUUAAAAAUGCUACCUUUUUACUUUUCAAAAUGUGCUUUGAAUUCUUAAAUGUUUCAGUGAAUGUUAAAUGUUUUAAAUAGCUAUUAAAAUUCUGCUGUAUAUAGUAGUUUUUGAGUAAAUAUUUGCAAUAAAAAUCUAUCCCUGACUAACUUUAUUUUUCAGAUCACUGCUUGAUUCAGAUUGCCUUUGGUUCUGUUAGAAAUAGUAUACUUCUUCAAAGAAAUUUCUUUUUGUAGUAGGAUUUUGUUUGCUUUCAGUGGUAUAAGUGGUUUAUUUUAAAUUAGCACAUAAAACACAAGGGAUAAUAUUGUGAAUAUAUACAGAGAAUUGUUGCUUUAUAAAUUCUUUUGGUUUAAAACAAAAACAAUUUAAUGUUGUACUUAAUCUACUCAGCAAUUUAAAGAUGGUAACUAGACAAAGCACAAUUGUAUUACUUUCUCAAAUAUUCUUACCUUUACUGUUCCCAAGAAAAUAGAUGGCUACUUGUCAUCUUUCACAUUAUUGAAAAGUAAAUGAACAGCAGGGAAAAUGUGGAAUAAUAUAUACCUUCUUUAGAAGAGCAGGGAGUAGAAAAUGUCUGUCUGUAUGUGGGCCCAUGUAAGUUUUAUUCAGUUUGUUUCCAAGCCUUAUGCUAUAGAACUCUAUAGUACUGUGCCCGAAUAAACUUGUACAUGACACCAAAAUCCCUUUGGGGAUUUUGAGAUUUUCUUCUGCACUCAUAUGCCUUUUGAGUAGUGAUAUUCAAAGAAACUGGUACUUGAACUAUUUGUACCUAUCUACUAUGAGAAAAGGAAAUACCAGACUAAACCUUUCAUUGGGAGUGUCUGGCAAUAAGAAAAAGAGAACGUUGAAAUAAGUGUUAGUCUUGGUAAUAGUUGGUGCACUCUCCCACAAUCUCUUACCUUAUCUCCAGUGUAACAUUUUAGAUACACAAGCCAAAUCUGAGUGGCAGUGAAUAGUAAUUGGCAACUUUAAAGAACCAGAGAGUAAAUAAUUGUGGUCCUUGUGGUUGCAGUUACUAAACUGCAUUGUAACAUAAAAACAGCAAAUCAUGAGCCUGUUUGUGUUCCAGUAAAACUUCUACUUACAAAACAGGAUGUUGGGUGGAAUUGGGUGGUAGACUAAUUUGCCUACACUUAGCUGAAGAAUGUUUACUGUGAAAAACUAGGGAUGCAAUGAGUGAUUGCCUGAGCCCAUCCAAGAUGCCUUAAUGUGCUCAAAUUCCCUGUUACCUAACAAUAGGAUUAUAAUUGGUUAUAAGUUUAGUUUAAUGACAUUAAAAAGCAUAGUAUUUAUUUUGGGGGAUGCACUUCUAAUUUAUAUCCUUUUUUACUUAUACUCUUCUUUUGCACCUCUUAGCAGUUUAGGGAAGAAAUGGGGAGGGUUCUGUUUUC
Molecule: messenger RNA, 5564 nt
Organism: Perognathus longimembris pacificus (Pacific pocket mouse)
Lineage: Eukaryota; Metazoa; Chordata; Mammalia; Rodentia; Heteromyidae
Gene: Znf280d
Product: zinc finger protein 280D
Exons: 21
Coding region: 155-3052 (965 amino acids)
Biological process (GO): regulation of DNA-templated transcription
Molecular function (GO): RNA polymerase II cis-regulatory region sequence-specific DNA binding; DNA-binding transcription factor activity, RNA polymerase II-specific
Source: RefSeq, a predicted model, not a curated record